Helianthus annuus (common sunflower) is the source of this 1424-nucleotide messenger RNA. RefSeq names its product GDSL esterase/lipase At5g37690. Bases 175 to 1245 code for a protein of 356 amino acids. The record is from RefSeq and is a predicted model, not a curated record. Gene Ontology annotation, molecular function: hydrolase activity, acting on ester bonds. Lineage: Eukaryota; Viridiplantae; Streptophyta; Magnoliopsida; Asterales; Asteraceae. The transcript is spliced from 6 exons.
UUGUGUAACGAACCAAAAAUAAAUCCCAAAACAAAACCUGCUUCAAGUAACAAAUUAACCAACACAACCAACUUUUUAACCCCCUCUCAAAAAAUUCAUUAAAACCCCACAAAUUCCUAUAGAAUCUUGCCGCAAUAAUUUACAACAAAACCAACGAUAAAAGAAGACCCAACCAUGGCUAUACCAGUAAUUCUAGCAGUUUUCACGGCUCCAAUCAUCGCAAUGGCAGCUAAUUACACUUCACUCGUCACCUUCAUCUUUGGUGAUUCUUUAACAGAAGUUGGCAACAAUAACUACUUGAGAUACUCACUCGCUAGAUCAGAUUUUCCCUUCUAUGGCAUCGAUUACCCCAACCGAAUACCCACUGGCCGCUUCAGUAAUGGCCGAACCAUUGCCGAUAUUAUAUCUGAGAAGCUUGGAAUUCCAUCUCCUCCACCUUACCUUUCGUUAAAUCGCCAAGAUGAUGCGGUCUUGAAAGGUGUUAACUAUGCAUCUGGUGGUGCUGGGAUUCUGAAUGACACCGGAAUCUAUUUUAUUGAAAGAAUAUCGUUUGACGAUCAAAUAGGUUGUUUUGAGAACACAACAAGGGUGAUCAAGAAGAAGAUAGGAGAAGAGUCUGCUAUUAGUCUUCUACAUGAGGCCAUCUACUUCAUUGCAAUGGGUAGCAACGAUUACAUCAACAAUUUCUUGCAACCGUUUCUUCCCUAUAGUCAACGGUACACCCACGACGAGUUUUUGGGGAUUUUGGAGUUGAAACUAGCCGAGCAGUUAACGAGGCUUUACUUGCUCGGGGCACGAAAGGUGAUAUUUCUUGGGCUUGGACCUCUUGGAUGCAUUCCUUCACAACGAGCGAAAUCAACCACGAAUCAAUGCUUGCAACAAGUGAAUGAUUGGGUGGUUCAGUUUAACUCCAAAGUGCAAAAGUUGAUAAAUGUACUAAAUGUCAAGCUCAAAAAAGCACAACUUACUUUUGCGGAUACUUAUCAAGAUGGUAUGGAUUUGGUUGAAAAUCCGGGAAAAUAUGGUUUCAAGGUGUCCAAUACGUCAUGCUGCAAAGUCGAGACGGCUGUAGGAGGAUUAUGCUUAUCGUAUGCACAUGUAUGUGACAAUCGAAGUGAAUAUGUAUUUUGGGACGCAUUUCAUCCAUCCGAUGCUGCGAAUGUGGUUUUGGCUGAUCGCUUCUUUUCAAAACUGUUUGCUACGUCUAAUAGUUCGAGUAAUUCUUCGUCGAGUCAUGAGGGAUAAAAGUAAAAUUAUAUAUAUAUUUUGUACCUUACAAUAACAUGAAGGCCAACAAUUCAAACAUAUUAGAACCCUACAAAACAUGUUUGAUAUGUCUUUUUGUCCUAAUAUAUCCUUCAUUUGUCAAGGCAAAUUUGAAAUUAUGGUACAUUUUGAUGAAUAAGAACUCGUUCUAAUUGGAA